Molecule: messenger RNA, 1656 nt
Organism: Aspergillus thermomutatus
Lineage: Eukaryota; Fungi; Ascomycota; Eurotiomycetes; Eurotiales; Aspergillaceae
Product: WD40 repeat domain-containing protein
Exons: 2
Coding region: 1-1656 (551 amino acids)
Cellular component (GO): Set1C/COMPASS complex
Molecular function (GO): histone binding
Source: RefSeq, a predicted model, not a curated record
AUGGACAAUUCAGAUCAUCGCUCCAAACGUCGCCGAGUACAGAGUCUGUCGACGCAGGACGUCAGCACUCCCGAGAAUAAUUUUAUCUAUUCGCCCAUCGACUCCUCGUCGGAUGAGCUAGCGGCUGCCUCCGACCAUGACGAGCAGCGUCGUCGCGUCAGCUGGACUGCGCAAAAGGUGUACCCUCCUAAACGACCCUACCGUCGAACGCGGAGCUUCAGCGGCUCAGAAUCUCCUGAUGAACUGGCCGUCGAUGCCGACGUCUACUGGCGGUCCCGCAACCGCGGACGCAGCCCGUCGCACUCUGAGACCAGCGCCCAGGAGCAGUCGCCGGAGCGCUAUCAGGAUGACGAGCUUGAGGUAGAUGAGGAGGAGAGUGCGGGGAGUGCAGAAGUUGACCAGGAGUAUUCGGACCGGUCGCCUACGCCAGUGCCUCCGCCGGCCCCUCCGCCGCCGCCCAAGCCGGAGAAACUGACUUAUCAGCAAAAGUUCUUGCUCAGAGGGCAUCUGCGGGGGGUAUCGGCGGUGCGGUUUUCUCCAGAUUCCACCAUGAUUGCCAGUGGGGGGGCCGACGGAGCCGUCAAGGUUUGGGAUACGCGCAGCGGGAAGCUCAUCCAUACAUUUGAGGGACAUUUGGCGGGUAUUUCCACUAUAUCCUGGAGUCCGGAUGGGGCUACGAUUGCGUCGGGGUCGGAUGACAAGACCAUCCGGCUGUGGAAUGUGUUGACGGUAUUGCCUUUUGUCUACGUCUCCCAUUUGACCCAACUAAUGUCUCUCUUCCAUUGGCAGGGCAAAGCUCAUCCGAUUCCAUUCGUUGGCCACCACAACUACGUAUAUCAAAUUGCCUUCUCCCCAAAGGGUAACAUGUUGGUCAGCGGAUCUUACGAUGAAGCGGUCUUUCUGUGGGAUGUUCGGUCCGCCAGCGUGAUGCGGUCGCUACCGGCGCACUCUGACCCGGUCGGCGGUAUUGACGUCGUCUGGGACGGGACGCUCAUCGUCUCAUGCGCCACGGACGGGUUGAUUCGGAUCUGGGACACGGCGACGGGCCAGUGUCUGCGAACGCUUGUGCACGAGGACAACCCGCCGGUGACGGCGGUCAAGUUUUCGCCCAACGGCAAGUUCGUGCUCGCCUGGACGCUGGACGACUGCGUGCGGCUGUGGAACUACGUCGAGGGUCGAUGCAUCAAGACCUACCAGGGCCACGUGAAUCGGAAAUACAGCUUGUUAGGUGGGUUUGGGAUCUACGGGCUGCCGGGGGCGCCGCCGGAAGCGUUUGUGGUCAGUGGAAGCGAGGACGGAUCGAUCCUUUGCUGGGACGUGGUGAGCAAGAAGAUACUGCAGCGGCUGGAGGGGCAUAAUGGGGUGGUCCUGGGCGUGGAUACAUGCAUCCUGGGGGAGCAGCGGCUCAUGGUGAGCUGCGGACUGGAUGGGACAGUGCGGGUCUGGGAGGAGGUGGAGGAGGCAGCCGAAAGUGAUGAGGUCGAUGUGAAAGCUGAAGUGAACGGGGAGGACGCUGGCGAUGGUGGCAAUGCCGAAAAUGGAGUCGUCGCAGACGAAGCAGUGAACGAUCUCCCAGUCGAAGCUACGCCGCAAACCGACGAGGGGGACGGCACUGACGAGAACAAAGAUCAAGAUGGCGACACACUGAUGCAAUGA